Molecule: messenger RNA, 1769 nt
Organism: Porites evermanni
Lineage: Eukaryota; Metazoa; Cnidaria; Anthozoa; Scleractinia; Poritidae
Source: the annotation of a GenBank genome assembly
AUGAAUAGCGACCCUUUGUCCGGAUGGGGAGCAGCAACACUGUGAUUGUCUGGUGGGGCCUAGGCACUUGAGAUCUGCGUAAAUGUCUCCAUUCCUUACAGUGAUUACUUUUUUAGAAAGAAAAUCUAAGACAGUGUGACCCAGGCCUUCUAUGAGAGACGUUGCCGCGUCCCUAUAAGGCGUUUUCCAAGGUCUUCUCGGUCGAUGUAUGUCGAUAACGUAUCCGAGGCGAACGGCCGGGAGACUCGCUCGGACCACGUUACUCGAAACGCAUAACCCGCACGGAAUAAUGAGGAAUAAUGCCCGGGAACACCUAGGAGGACAGGGAUGCUCCUCUCGAAAAGGCUGCCCGUAGGAUCAACGAUUGGGAUCAACGAGUUCAGGCAUGAAAAGAGGUACUUUUCUUGACAAGGUAAAAAAUAUAAAAGAUCAAUCUCCUCCCAACGGCUUUUCCCUAAGAAAAUGUGAUGGGCGGGAAGUUCACAUUUUCCACAGCGCUAAUUUAUUAGAUCCAAGAUUUUAGACUGCACGAGCUAGAGAACACGUGACCAGUGGAUGCCAUGUGCUUUUCCUGCUCCUUCCAUUUUCUAAGUGUAAAGCCCUGGGGACAAGGUUGUAAAAAGGUGAGGGCUUGGGGCUCAGGACAAUCCUUCCUUGAUGGAGCUCCAUGAUUGUCCCUAGCACAUGUCAAUAUGCACUAGUCGCUCAUCACUCAAUUGAAAACUUUAUAAAAACUAGUCGACUAGUUCUUUAAAAUUAGUGAUUGUACUCGAUGCGGGUGUCAAAAAAGCAAUUGGCUAUUUCCGAAUAACCCAAGUUACCACUCUUUCUCAGAACGAAGGUAAGUGCAGUCUGUUCUCAUGCAAACAGCUGAUGCAGAUAGAGUUCAGUAUCGCAUUUAACUUCUCUUCCAUGGUAAAGGGCUUUCGAUCUUUCUCAAGCGACUGCCUCCUCCUUGCGUAUCUGCUAUUUUGUGCGUUUUAAAAUGUAUUUAACUCUUCUCGUUUGUAACACAGGAAGUUUGUGGGAGCUUGUGCAACAGAUCGUCCAUAUCUAAUUUACAAUUGGUUCUGGGAAACUUCGCGACCGUCCAGGAGGUACAAGAGGCAUUGAACAACGGAUCGUUCCCGCUGGUGUUUGAUCAAAAGGUCAAUUUAGCGGGAAUAGACACCCUAGAAAUUCACCACACAAUUUACGACAAAACUGGAGCAGGCAUCAUAAUCGAGUUCACUAACAAGGGGAGAACAGUUUACGAAAACACCGUCGGCGUGUGUACCAACUCUCCGCGGUAUGAUUUCGAUAUGAUUAACCUUCGUAAUUAUGUUGAACUCAACAAAACCGCACACGAGCCUUUGAAUUUGGGCGGAGAUGUUUUUAAACCCAUCGGUCAAGGCAGUGGUUUGCUUGGUACCCCAGGCGAUUUGACACCUCCCUCCAGACUGGUUCGCGCCGCUACGCUGACUCACUUUGCUGAUCCGGUUAAGACGAGCGACGAGGCCGUAAACUUGGCUAUCCAUAUCCUGAAUACUGUGGAUAUUCCCCAUGGAGUUGCCAGCGAAGACUAUACCAACUGGAUUGUGGCUAAGGACCUUACCCAUAAGGCGUUGUACUAUCGUACCUACAAUGAUCUGACUGUCCGCGUGAUAUAUCUUGACAAAGUACAGCUACGGGGGGAAAAGCUCAAGCUCCCGCUGUCGACACCGGUCGGGGGCUUUAAGGAUACCACCGAUGGGUUGAAAACUGUUAAUGGAGGGCACACCGAACUGUAA